AUGUCUAAAAGUUGUGAAGGCUUCGGUGUUCGGAAAUUUUUACAUAUGGCAGAUAUUAAAUGUAUUUUGGAAGGUUCUGAUUCCGAAAAUGAAGCAGAAAGAGAUUCUGUUUCAAAUAUUGUAUAUAUUCCACCUUCUCCCGAUGCUUUAAGUGACACUGAGCACAUAAAUGAUGAAAUUGUGGAUGGUUCGGAGGUUGAUGCAUUGCAAGAUGUUGCAGGUGAAAUAGAACUGCACUUUAUUAACACCAAAGAAGACAUUGCUGCACCAUCACUGGACCUAUCCAAAACAGAGCAUAAUUCACCAGGUAAAAAGCCUGGAUUCUCCAAAACUUCGAUUCCACGGAGUGUUUGGAAGAAAACUAAAUUUCCAAAAUUUCCCCCAAUUGCUCACAAUACAACUGGCCUCGAAGCUCAGCAAGAGGAUCUUGUUAAUAUAUAUGGUGGAAAAACUCCAAUAGAAUUAUUUAAAUUGUUUUUCGAUAAAGAAGUUGUUGAGUUAAUUAUUACAGAAAGUAAGAAGUAUGCAAGUCAGAAUAAUGUAACAACUAACAUUCUCGACGAACGUUUGCUUAAUCGCUUCAUUGGAUUUCUCUUGUUCAGUGGCUAUCAUAAGCUUCCAGAAAUUGAGCAUUAUUGGCGGCAACAGAAUGAUUUUGGUAUUCCAAUAGUUAAGGAAGCACUUACUCGCAAUGAAUUUCGUCAAGUGAAACGAUUUCUGCACAUUGCAGACAAUAAUUCACUUGAUAGUAAUGAUCGAUUUGCAAAAGUAACACCUUUAAUUGCUUUGCUUAAUAAAAAAUUCAUGCAGUUUGGAGUGUUUCAUGAAUACUUGUCUAUAGAUGAGCAAAUGGUUCCAUACUUUGGGCGACACAGUUCAAAAAUGUACAUUCGCAACAAACCAAUUAAGUUUGGUUUUAAGUUAUGGGUAUUAGCUUCAUCUGAUGGCUAUAUGUAUAGUACAAUUCCAUAUGCUGGUUCAACUCAACCAUACGACAAAGAAAUUGGACUUGGAGCGCAUGUUGUAUUGAAGUUGCUAGAAAAUGUCGAACAUCCUGAAUGGCAUUGUAAAAAUUUUCUAGCAUGUGGAACAGUCCGUCGAAAUCGUUUGCCGUCAAACCUCUCCCUUAAAGGAAAAAAAGAAUUGAAAAAAGGUGAGUCCGAUUAUGCUUUUGAUAAGCAAAACGGAAUUUACGUUAUAUCUUGGCAAGAUAAUUCGCUUGUUACAAUUGCAACGAAUUUUGAAUCAAUGGAACCCAUGAAUUCUGCCCGUCGUUACAAUAGGACUUUACAAAAGUAUGUGAAUCUUCCUCAGCCUCAUGCGAUUGCAAAUUAUAAUUUGCACAUGGGUGGUGUCGAUAUGGCGGAUAAUGCAAUAUCGAACUAUCGCAUAUCCAUCCGUGGGAAAAAGUGGUGGUGGCCUUUGUUUUCAAAUGCAGUGGAUUCGUGCUUAGUAAAUGCGUGGAAACUUCAUUGCUUCAUUUCAAAAGCACAAAAAAACAAGCAAAUGAGUCAACUUGAUUUUCGUUCUGUUGUUAGCACUGCUUUACUUUCAUUUAAUUAUACAGAAGAACAAAACAUUGAACAAGAUAACAUUGCUGAAACUCAAAGACCUGAUGGAUUGCCACGAGCAACAACAGUAGUAGCAACUUCAGCGGCAGUGGCAGCAACAAUGCUUAAGAGCACAACAGGGCGUAUUCAAAUUUCGCGCCAUACAAGCGCGCGUUAUUAA
This is a messenger RNA of Teleopsis dalmanni, 1731 nucleotides long. RefSeq names its product piggyBac transposable element-derived protein 3-like. The coding region runs from base 1 to 1731 and encodes 576 amino acids. The transcript is spliced from 6 exons. Gene Ontology annotation, molecular function: sequence-specific DNA binding. The record is from RefSeq and is a predicted model, not a curated record. Lineage: Eukaryota; Metazoa; Arthropoda; Insecta; Diptera; Diopsidae.